AAGGAGUAUCCACACGGAGUCGUCUAAAAAUGACGACCAGUACGUUGGUCUUGAUCACAACCCCUUGAGCAUGGCGCAACAUGGCACAACGAACAUCACCUUGGUCUGACCAUGUCCUCUUGGUAUGCGGUGCUCAUUGCCAACAACCGCCACGACCUGAAACAUGCAGUAGAGGAUGCUAAGCUGGUGGAGCGGGCCCUGCUGCGCUGCGGCUUUUGCACUGCAGAGCAGCUGUGGCCCAUCCACGACCAACCAGGUGAUGUGAUCAAGGAAACGCUGGAAGAUGUAGCGAAAAAGGUGCCCAAAGAUGGACAGCUCUUCGUUUGGUACUCCGGCCAUGCCUUUGGUCGUGAGAUGGGUUCUCGGGGUCAAGGUGUCAAAGGGACCUUGCUGGUUGGGAAUGAGGAGGAACUCCUGGAUGACAACGGCGAGGUGGUUUGCAAGACCAGCUGCGUGUGGCUAGAAGAUACCUUGUUUGGUAUUUUGGCGAGACAGGAGCUUCGAGUUUGGUGUGUGGUUGCAGCCUGCCGUGGGAGGAAAGCAGAGCUUGAAAGAGGGUGGUCGAAGGAAGGUCACCACUGCAAGAUAGUGUUUGAUGUCCCUGAAUAUGACAACAACUGGCAAAUGGUGUCAAAUCAGGGACUGAAAAGAUUCGCUUUCUUGUACUCCUGCGCCUUUGGGCAAUUGAUGUGGGACACGUCUAUCUUUGCCAAGUGCUUUUGCUACAACCUGGAGCGCUGCCCAGCACCGUUAUUGGCAACCCUCCACGAGUUCUUGACCACUGACUCCGAGUUGAUGACCUUUGGAGAAGUGAGUCCCCCGCAGAUGGUUGGUGAGCCUCGGAGUAUCCUGAUUGGGAUCAGACCACCAGUUGUUCAAACACAGAUGCUUGCUUAUACACCGGACAAGCUUGAAGCUCUGAAGCCCUUGAAGCUCGUGGCAGUUCACUUGCACCAGCUAGCUGACGACGAAACUUUUGGGUUCUCUGAGUGCGCUGAAGAGUUAGAUGACUAUUCUUUUUACGAAGAUGUCAGAUUGUUGGCUUGGGACAUCAUUCAGAGCUUGAAACACUGUGCUCGCGACUUUCGACGGUUGAAAGAUCAAGUUUGGCUGCUCAGCUGUCGUAGCCUGGAGGAAGUCAAGGACGUCUUGGCAGAGCAUCAAGCUGCGUCCUCAAGCGCCGGGGGAUAUCCCAGUCGCCCAUCAGACUGGGAGCCCGAUGAAGAGGACAUGAGCGACGAGGAGUAUGAGUUGAGUCAAGACCAACGGGUGGUGCUGAAUCUGCCAGACGAUGUUGUCGCCGCCAUCAGCCGCGCUUUGUCAAUGGCGCAGAGCAAGGAGGAGCUCUUUGGUGAGGAGGAGCGUGAGGCUUUUCCCUCCGAGAUAUUCUUGGACAUGUUGCGGAUGCUGGGCGGCUACUUUACGGUCAAGAAGUAUGAGUUGGAGGAGUCUUUGCAGCAGAACAAGCACACAUACUUCUUUGCCAGCUCAGGAGGGACAGAGGUGACUUUAGAAGAUGCUGAGCAAGUGGAGAAGAUGCUGCGGAAGCACUGUGACAAGCUAUGCAUGGUGCCUGAGGAGCUGGAGGCGAUCCAGGAACAGAUGCGAAUCUAUGUGGGACAGAGCAGUUUUUGGGUCGUUGUGGUGUCACCCACAGCGCUGAAGGUGCAAAGCCUCAGUUGGAUCCUCGAGGACUUUGUGAAGGAACGGAAGUGCACCUCCUUCGCCUGGCUCACCGCGGACGCACCGCGCGAAGUGCCGCACUGUGCGGCGCCAGGAUUCGAGAAGUUGAUUGACCUGGUCGAAGGUUUAGGAGGAGCGGUGGAGGUGCCCAGCUUGGUGCCCUUGAAAGGAUCCUUCUUCAAGGGUUUGGCCAUGCAGCUCAUGGAGAAGCAGGGCGAGACGACAGAACGUUGGCAGCUGCGAGUGGUGAGCAACUACAGAGAUGUGAAUGAAGACCAGUGGUUGAACUCACAGCAGAACGUGGACUUCCACUUCGUGCGAUGUUUCAACUGGAUGAUGGCAGGUUGGAAGACACCAGAGCUACUGGAGCAUCUUCUUCGCUUCGCUGCAGAGUCCACCGAAGGGCCCGAAGGGCUGAGCGCGCCCGAGUCGGUCGACGAGCUGCCCAGGCCUCGGAGCGUUCUAUGCGCGCUCGGCUGCCUGCUUCACGCCAUCCAAGAUGACCCUUCACGGCUUGGGCUGAGCAUUGACACCAUCAUGCAGGUCCUACGCAGCACAACGGAGCCUGCAGAAGUCCUGAAGAAGUUGGUGGUGGAGGUCUACAAGAUUGGGCUAACUCGAUCAACCACUGCAGCAGAUACGGUCGUACCCAAGACCGGGUUGACCUCGAGUGGCCGCUGGUGCUGGAGCCAUUCGAAGUUCGCAGUGCUGGGACAAACUGCGGCCAAGAUGAACCCGCUGCGCUGGAGCAAAAGGAUGACUGUGAGCGAGUUGGCAGAAGAUCUUGGGAAGUAUUUGCAGACAGACCCGAGGGGCGUGAAGAUUCUGUUUGAUGAAGAGAACGAAAAGAGCUACAGCGACCAAGUGGCGGCAGUUCUUGAGUUGCAGGACAUGAUCAGAAAGGCCCAUGGAGCUGCUGCCCAGACAGGUGCAGAGAUCGAUGAAGAAGGCCGGUCUGCGGAAGGUCUUGCCGAAGGCGGAAGUCAGAUGCCUCUCUACGAGGUGGUCGAGCAGGGCCACUCGGAGGUAGAGCAGCGGCUCAUCGAUUCCAUACCCUCCCUCGAGGUGGCAGAGGUUGAGGUGAGCCUGCUGAGUGGCCGUGCUGUUCGUUGUAAGGCGGAGACCAGCAGCACUAUAUGUGAGCUGCGAGAAGAAGCCCAGUCAAAGCUUGGGACCAUUAUUAAGCAGCUAUUCCUCUCGAGUUCUGGACAACCGCUGCGCCUCCAGCAUGCGCUGAAAGAACAUUUGACGCUGAAAGAUGCUGGCGUAACCCAUGGCGCUUCCCUUACCGCUUUGGUUGCGAGCUUAUUGGACGUCAGUGACCAGACGGUACCACUGGGCAUUCAGAUUUGCAACGCAUGUGAUACCGUUGCUUUGUUGUUGCGAGACGAAGUAGCAAAAGGCGAUGCGUUGAAGCUGUGUUGCGCGCAAGCUCAGCAAGAAGACUCGCCUGAGUUGCUCAAGGCAAGCAUCUUCGGCCUGAUGCAACCAGAGGAGAUGAAAGAAUUUCUUCAAGCGCCUGACCAUCGUCUUUGGUUGAAGAUCAAAUCAGAUACUGAACGAUUUAUAGAGCUCCUCAAAGACCCAAAAACAGUUCCCUACUCCGCCGAAGAGAUGACCCCAGAGCCCUUCAAUGAACGAGUUCGGACCAUGCGUCCGGUGGUGAUGGACCAGUCGGUACGAGAACCGGCCACGAACACACCGUUUGGCCAUACUGGCUACAUGAAGUAUCUGACCCUGAAGAUUGUGCAGGCAAUGGGCUUCAAGGACAUUGCCAUUACUGGCCAGUACUAUGGCUCAUCAUACACUCCAGAGACCCAGAUCUUGGAGUGGAUGUGCUACAAAGGAGACAGCAUGGAUGGAAUGAUUGCGAUGUUCUCCCCAGGCCAAGCAGACCGUACGGCUGGUAUCAAUGCCAUCAGAGAAUUCAAGAUACCAAAUGCAUUUCUGGAUUUGACUAUGAAAGCGAGUGUACGCUUUGCCCAGUCUGACUUUGUGCAAUCCGUUGUCGACACUGUGGAGAAGAUUGAUGAGAUUUAUACAGAGAUGGGCUUGGACCCCUGCCCAUGGCGAGAAGACAGCGAAGUAAACGCAAGACCCGGCCGCGGCGAGAUUUCUUUGAACUUGGUGGAUUUGAUGGAGUUUUUAAAUUUAUCCAUCAACGGUGACAUGGAUGAUGUGAAGGAGCAAGAGGCAGCAAAUGCUUUUAGCACAUGGAAGGCAUGCGACGCAUUUAGGCGUAGAGUCGUAGCGAUUCUCACUGAGGAAGGCCGGGGAUGUGCAGACUACAGGGACUAUGGGCGUUUGGUUGGGUGGCUACGCAAACAUUUUCCUGAACAUGAGCACUACCGCAUUUUAGUUCACGCACAUGGUGGACACAGCAACGUGCAAGAUGCCGCUAGUGUGGAAGCUGCCCUACAGGGAGCAAAUGGAGUUUGGGCGGCCAUCAUACCCCAGGCCUCCCAAGCUGGACACAACUCCAGCUUGGUGUUCUUGGACAACAUCCUCCAGCUGGGCAACUCCCAUGUCCUGGAGGACUUUUGGCUUCACCAGGCCUCGGAGUGUGCUCGCCACGUCUACUUCUUGAACUUCAAUACCUACAAAAUCCAAGAUGAUUGCCCCAUCUGGGGGAUGGGGGGGCUGAUGCGGCUGACGCACUCAGCAUUCAGCAGAGUCUCAGGAGAGUCCUGGCGCCACAGGCGGGGAGAAUACUUCAACGUUUGGAGCGACGAGGAGUCCCUAGAGCUGAAGAGAGCUGCAGAAUCAGACCUGCACUUGCAGAUGGAGGUGGCCUCCUUGCGGCAGGCCGAGCGAGGUGGAGAAUACCGCAUUUCGCCACUAGUCUCCGAUGUUGAGACCUGGAGGCACCGGCUCAGCGAGGCCGGAGCCACUCAGAGAAAAGAACGAGUCGAUGACUAUCUGCAUGAGGUGAGAGCACUUGGAUUCGCCCUGAUGAACGCAGGAAUUCGGGUCAACAUCAACGAGGCUGCGACGCUCAGGAAGCUGGUUGACAUUGCGAGGCGCAACAAGGCUCGGGACUUGAGGUGCCCGAAGGUGGCCAACUACCUGAAGGCCCAGCAGCACCAAGGUCUCACUGAAUAGAGAUGCUCAUCCUGUUCGCAUCUUCACAGGAUGCGCAUAGAAAGGUCGUCAACGGCCCUAGGGUCGUCGCGCAAACAGCGAUGGCGCGUGUUCGGCGCGCCAAGUCUUGCCUCUUUGGAGCCAAGACUUCCACGACAUGAGUGGACAAUGUCAUCUCUGGCGACCCAUGGACCAAUUGAGGGCAUGGUCAGGGAAGAUAGCCACCCGGAACCUGUUUCCAUUCUCAACCAGCCACGCUGGGGGUUGGGGGGGUGCCGACCCAAACCAUACAUUUUGAGUAAUCUUGUCCCAUUUGCACGUGUUGCAGGGACCUGACUCCAAGCAAAGGCUGCGCGCUGGCCCGAACAGACUGCAACCAGUUUCGCAGG
Durusdinium trenchii is the source of this 5153-nucleotide messenger RNA. The record is from the annotation of a GenBank genome assembly. Lineage: Eukaryota; Dinophyceae; Suessiales; Symbiodiniaceae.